AUGUUCACUUCCCUAGCCGUCCCGCUCGCUGGAUCAAAGCGAGAUGCGGCCGCCCUGAGCGGUGAUGACGCCCAACGCCAAAACCAAUCGUCAUCCCAGGUGACAGGUACGGGCCAGAAGGAGUACCCAGCUGAACACGUCAAUCCACAGGCUGUGUGCUGCAGUCAUUGCCCGGAAGUGCGCCCGUCUAAGCGCAGGGCCUCAGCGCACCAGGUUGGCGAGUUUCACAACCUGACGGCAGAGUCGCACCCACCCAUCGGCACAGACCAGCAGUUUCCAGACGACUGCUUCGAGAAGUUCUGCCAGGAAUGCAACUUCGAUGCUACUUGUCCGCCAGACUGCGAGCUGGCGUGUCCAGGCGACGAUGUCUGCGAUGCCGUCUGUACUCCAGACGAUGCCUGCUUCGACCCCCACUGUUCCCAAAGCCCUCCCCAGUGCUCAGAUGGUUGUGUUGACCCUGAGUGCACAAAGCUCUCGUGUCCAGAUCAGCCGUGCUUCUGCCAGAAGUGCGAUGCUCAGCCUUGCCCUUUGGGUGACCCAGACAACGACUGCCACUUUGCACACUCAGCCCCCACUGGCGCCGGCACCAUAUACUGUUACGACAACGCAUCUUGCCACUUCCAAGAAAGGUAUCCCAACCAUACUGGUCCGCUUGCAGCAUACGAAACCUAUCCAUGCUUCUCUCAGGCUCACACACAUUUCGCCGGAGACAGUGCCUCAACACACGCCUCUACCGCCCCCACUCCUCUGCUAUCGCCUAGCAACUACACCUCUUUAGAGAGCGCUUUCACCAGCGAACCUUCUCCUGCACCCGGGCAGACCACAUUCACCAACAACUGCUUCCUCGACAUCAGUGGGGACCACUGUCAUAUCGACAACUCUUGCUGUCAUGGACCGAGCAGAGCCUGUGGAGAUUAUCCCGCGGCGUCUCAACAAAAUCUCGACUUAUGGAACAGCUCCAUAGCCCGAGGCAACGGACUGUCCAAUGGCUUCAUGAACUUUGGGCUUCACAGUCAGCCCACCUCGCCAACGACUAUGAGUGGGAUGUCGAGUGCGAACAUGUUCAGCAACCACUUUGACAAUUCGAUGUUAGGGUUCAAUGACAACUCAUGGAUGCUUCCCGGCUCCUCAUUUGAGAACGCCUUCCCUUCCAACGGCAUUGGUGCCAGCAAACUUGACUCCCUAGCUUCGGCCAUCCAGAACGAGAUAAUGAAUCCCAUAAACUCUCUCACGGCCACCCCUUCGAUAGACACUAACUCGAUCGUCGACACUCCAAACCACUCCAGCACAUCAUCGGGCGAAUCCAGCCGCGCCUGCAAAUGGCAACACGCCCCGGGCCUUCUCUGCCUCGCCGUCUUCCCUUCCGCCUCCGCUCUCCAUAAGCACAUCAAAACCGCUCACGUCGACAACUGUACCUCCUGCUUCUGCCAGUGGGAAGGCUGCGACGCCUCAGCCAAAGACUUCAAGCAACGCUCCAAGCUCUCGCGACACUUGCUAGGCCACGCAGGCUACCGACCCUACGCAUGCAGUUACGCGGGCUGCGACAAGACAUUCGCUACCAACCAAGCAAAGGAUAAUCAUGAGAGGACGCACACAGGUGAGCGACCGUACGUGUGUGAUCGCUGUGGGUACACGACGACGACGCACACGCAGCUACAGACCCAUAUCAGCGCGCUGCACGAAGGGAAGAAACCGCACAAGUGUCGGUUCUGUGAGUUUACAUGUGCAGAUAGCAGCAAUUUGAGCAAGCACGAGAGGACCCACCAGACCCUCCGUCCAUACCGCUGCCCCCACGCAAACUGCACAUUCAAGCCCGACUGCCGCUGGGAAAACCUCAAGCGGCAUCUGCGCCGGUCGGGUCACUGUCCCGAGCUGCUGGUCGAAGCAAGCGAGGAGUACAAAAGCUACAGGGGAAGCGUGCGAAGAGAGAUUGACAAUUGGCACAAGAGAAACGGGGACGAGGGGAUGGGGAAGAUGAGUAGACGGAAAGGGAGAGGAUCUGUUGGGUAG
This is a messenger RNA of Ascochyta rabiei, 2010 nucleotides long. RefSeq names its product zinc-finger protein. Gene Ontology annotation, molecular function: DNA-binding transcription factor activity, RNA polymerase II-specific; RNA polymerase II cis-regulatory region sequence-specific DNA binding. Gene Ontology annotation, cellular component: PcG protein complex; transcription regulator complex. Lineage: Eukaryota; Fungi; Ascomycota; Dothideomycetes; Pleosporales; Didymellaceae. The transcript has 2 exons. Gene Ontology annotation, biological process: regulation of transcription by RNA polymerase II. The coding region runs from base 1 to 2010 and encodes 669 amino acids. The record is from RefSeq and is a predicted model, not a curated record.